Triticum urartu is the source of this 5148-nucleotide messenger RNA. RefSeq names its product ABC transporter C family member 4. Gene Ontology annotation, molecular function: ABC-type transporter activity; ATP binding; ATP hydrolysis activity. Gene Ontology annotation, cellular component: membrane. The record is from RefSeq and is a predicted model, not a curated record. Gene Ontology annotation, biological process: transmembrane transport. Lineage: Eukaryota; Viridiplantae; Streptophyta; Magnoliopsida; Poales; Poaceae.
UCCGGCAAUAAACUACUCGCGCUGGCACUCUGCUGGAGAACGAUCGCCACGUCGUAGGUGACGAGCGUGGCUCGUUAAUACUGCCCAAAAAUAAGCCGCGGCCCGUCAAAACCAAAGAAGCCUCGUCCCUCCCCUCCCCUCUCCUCUCCUCCCGAGGACCAGACGGCGAACCCCAGCGCGCCGCGGAGCUCCUCUGCUCUCCCUCUCCAUCUCCCCGUACGUCCCUGUAUCUGCAUGCGUCGCCGCUGAUCCGAUCCGCCCAUGGAGCUCGCGUCCACGGCCCCGUGGUGGCUCACCACGAGGACAUGCGACCUCCCCUCCACGGGCGUCCUCGAAUGGGCCGCCUUCCUCUUGGUCUCCACCUGCUCGCAGCGGCUCAUGCUGUCCGCGGCCGCCGCGGCGUUCCUGGUCGCCGUGCUCUGCCUCGCGGUUGGUAAGGUCCUGUCCCGCCGGCGGGACGGCGCCGUUAACGGCAACGGCGCCGACAAGCCGCUGCUCGACCGGGGGCGGCCCCGGGCGGUGCGGGUCGGCGCGGGGUUCGUCCUGGCGCUGGCCGCCUCCGCGGUCCUCGCGGGGUUCUACGCCGUGCUCUUCGUUCUCUCGGUCGUGAUGCGGGGCGGCGCGGGCGAGGCCCAGGAGGCGGUGUUCCUGGCGCUGCAGUGCGCGGCGCACCUCGCCGCCGCCGCCCUGGUGGGUCACGAGAAGCGGUUCCGCGCGGCGGCGCACCCGCUCACGCUCCGCCUCUUCUGGCUCGCCGCGUCCGCGCUCACCGCGCUCCUCGCCGGCGCGGCCGUCGCGCGCCUCGCGUCCGGCGCCGGCGCUCUCCCGGACGAUGCGCUCGCGAUCGCGGCGCUCGUCUUGUCCCUCCCGCUCCCCGUCGUCGCCGUCCUGGGCGCCACGGGAAUCUCCGUAAAAGAACAAGCCGAUGACAACGAUCGGUCCGAAGAAGAAGAAGAAGAAGCCAGCAAGGAGAAGAACACGACGCCGUACGCGAGCGCGUCAUGGCCGUCGCGCAUGUCGUGGGCGUGGAUGAACCCGCUGAUCCAGCGGGGCUACCGCUCGCCACUAGACCUGUCAGACGUACCCACCCUCGCCCCAGCGCACCGGCCGGAGCGCAUGCACGCGCUGUUCCUCUCGCACUGGCCGUCCUCGUGGGCGCGCAAGGACAACAACCCGGUGCGGCACGCGCUGCUCCGGUGCUUCUGGCCGCUGUUCCUGCUGAACGCGGGGCUGGCGCUGCUGCGGCUGACGGUGAUGUACGUGGGGCCGACGCUGAUCCAGAGCUUCGUGAGCUUCACGUCGGCGGCGGAGCGGCGGCCGCUGUGGGAGGGGGCGCGGCUGGUGGUGGCGCUGCUGGGGGCCAAGGCGAUGGAGGCGCUGUGCAGCCACCAGUACAACUUCCACUGCCAGAAGCUGGGGAUGCAGAUCCGGGGCGCGCUCAUCACGGCGCUCUACCGCAAGGGCCUCCGGCUGUCGUGCUCGGCGCGGCAGAAGCACGGGCUGGGCAUGAUCGUCAACUACAUGGCCGUCGACGCGCAGCAGCUCUCCGACAUGAUGCUCCAGAUCCACUACCUCUGGCUCAUGCCGCUCCAGGUGGGCGUGGCGCUUGGCCUGCUGUACAUCUACCUGGGCCCGCCGGUGACGUCGGCGCUGGUGGGCGUGUUCGGCGUGAUGGCGUUCGUGCUGCUGGGCACCCGCCGGAACAACCGGUACCAGUUCUCCCUCUCCGGCGAGCGGGACAAGCGGAUGAAGGCGACCAACGAGAUGCUGAGCUACAUGCGCGUGAUCAAGUUCCAGGCGUGGGAGGAGCACUUCAACGCCCGCAUCGGCCGCUUCCGGCGCCUCGAGUUCGGGUGGCUCACCCGCUUCAUGUACUCCAUCUCCGGCAACAUCGUGGUGCUCUGGAGCGCGCCCACCGUGGUGUCGGCGCUCGUCUUCGGCACCUGCGUCGCCGUCGGCGUGCCCCUCGACGCCGGCCUCGUCUUCACCGCCACCUCCCUCUUCAAGAUCCUCCAGGAGCCCAUGCGCAACUUCCCCCAGGCCAUGAUCCAGGCCUCGCAGGCCAUGAUCUCGCUCCAGCGCCUCGACUCGUACAUGACGAGCCCGGAGCUGGACGAGGGCGCGGUGGAGAGGGAGCCGGCGGCGGCGUCGCGGGACGGCGGGGUGGCCGUGCAGGCUAGGGACGGGGUGUUCACGUGGGACGACGAGGAGACGGAGGCCGGGAAGGAGGUGCUGCGCGGGAUCGACCUGGAGAUCCGCAGCGGCAAGCUGGCCGCCGUGGUCGGCAUGGUCGGGUCCGGCAAGUCGUCGCUGCUGGGCUGCAUCCUCGGCGAGAUGCGCAAGGUCUCCGGCAAGGUCAAGGUGUGCGGCACGACUGCGUAUGUGGCACAGACGGCGUGGAUCCAGAACGGCACCAUCGAGGAGAACAUCUUGUUCGGGCAGCCGAUGCACGCGGAGCGGUACAAGGAGGUGAUCAGGGUGUGCUGCCUGGAGAAGGACAUGGAGAUGAUGGAGUUCGGCGACCAGACGGAGAUCGGCGAGCGCGGGAUCAACCUCAGCGGCGGCCAGAAGCAGCGCAUCCAGCUCGCCCGCGCCGUCUACCAGGACUGCGACAUCUACCUCCUCGACGACGUCUUCAGCGCCGUCGACGCGCACACCGGCAGCGAGAUCUUCAAGGAAUGCGUUAGAGGUGCUCUGAAGAACAAGACCGUGGUACUUGUGACUCACCAAGUCGAUUUCUUGCACAACGCUGAUAUCAUAUAUGUGAUGAAGGAGGGCACGAUAGUGCAAUCCGGCAAGUACGACGAGCUCAUCCAGCGCGGCUCUGACUUCGCGGCGCUCGUUGCGGCGCACGACAGCUCCAUGGAGCUCGUGGAGGGCGCGGCGCCAGUGUCUGACGAGAAGGGGGAGACGCUAGCCGUCUCCCGGCAGCCGUCCAGAAGCGGCAGUGGCAGAAGGUCGUCGAGCGGGGAGGCGCACGGGGUGGUGGCGGAGAAGGCGUCGGCGCGGCUGAUCAAGGAGGAGGAGCGCGCGAGCGGGCACGUGAGCCUGGCCGUGUACAAGCAGUACAUGACGGAGGCGUGGGGGUGGUGGGGCGUGGCGCUGGUGGUGGCCGUGUCGGUGGCGUGGCAGGGGUCCGUGCUGGCCAGCGACUACUGGCUCGCCUACGAGACCGACGCCGAGAACGCCGCGUCGUUCCAGCCGGCGCUGUUCAUCGAGGUGUACGCCAUCAUCGCCGUCGCGUCGGUAGUGCUCGUGUCGGGGCGGUCCUUCCUGGUGGCCUUCAUCGGCCUCCAGACCGCCAACUCCUUCUUCAAGCAGAUCCUCAACAGCAUCCUCCACGCGCCCAUGUCCUUCUUCGACACCACCCCGUCCGGAAGGAUACUGAGCAGGGCGUCGUCCGACCAGACCAACGUCGACCUCUUCCUGCCAUUCUUCGUGUGGCUCAGCAUCUCCAUGUACAUCACCGUCAUCAGCGUGCUGAUCGUCACAUGCCAGGUCGCGUGGCCGUCUGUCAUCGCCAUCAUCCCUCUGCUCAUACUCAACUUGUGGUACCGGGGCUACUACCUUGCGACGUCGAGGGAGCUGACGCGGCUCGAGUCCAUCACCAAGGCUCCGGUGAUCCACCACUUCUCGGAAACGGUGCAGGGUGUCAUGACCAUCAGGUGCUUCAGGAAGGGCGAUGGCUUCUUCCAGGAGAACCUCAACCGGGUCAAUUCUAGCCUGAGGAUGGACUUCCACAACAAUGGCGCCAACGAGUGGCUCGGUUUCCGGCUAGAGCUGGCUGGGAGCUUUGUUCUUUGCUUCACUGCCUUGCUCAUGGUCACUCUGCCCAAAAGCUUCAUCCAGCCAGAAUUUGUUGGUCUAUCGCUCUCGUAUGGUCUAUCCCUGAACUCAGUCUUGUUCUGGGCCGUAUGGAUGAGUUGCUUCAUUGAGAACAAAAUGGUGUCAGUCGAGAGGAUAAAGCAAUUCGUAAACAUCCCGUGUGAGGCAGAAUGGAGGAUCAAGGACUGUCUACCUAUUGCAAACUGGCCAACAAGAGGCGAUAUCGAAGUCAUUGAUCUCAAGGUUAGGUACCGGCAUAACACUCCACUAGUGUUGAAGGGCAUCACACUAAGCAUACACGGAGGAGAGAAGAUCGGAGUUGUUGGUAGGACUGGCAGUGGGAAAUCAACACUAAUCCAGGCCUUGUUCAGAAUAGUGGAGCCUUCCGAGGGGAAGAUCAUCAUCGACGGUGUCGACAUCUGCACCUUAGGACUCCAUGAUCUGAGGUCUCGGUUCGGCAUCAUCCCUCAAGAGCCCGUGCUCUUUGAAGGUACAAUCCGAAGCAACAUCGACCCGCUCGAGGAGUACUCUGAUGUUGAAAUUUGGCAGGCCUUGGACCGUUGUCAGCUGAAGGAAGCCGUGACAUCAAAACCUGAAAAGCUUGACGCAUCAGUUGUUGACAACGGCGAGAACUGGAGCGUGGGACAGCGGCAACUGCUCUGCCUAGGCCGGGUGAUGCUGAAACACAGUAAAAUACUGUUCAUGGAUGAGGCCACUGCGUCGGUGGAUUCCCAAACCGAUGCUGUGAUUCAGAGGAUUAUCCGGGAAGACUUUGCGGAGUGUACCAUCAUCAGCAUUGCGCACAGGAUACCGACGGUCAUGGACUGCGACAGAGUCCUGGUAGUUGAUGCAGGACUAGCAAAGGAGUUUGACCGGCCUGCCGCCCUGAUCGAAAGACCGUCACUCUUUGGAGCAUUGGUUCAAGAAUACGCAAACCGGUCGUCUGACAUGUAGCCAAUGAGAGGAAAGGCCAAUUUUCUGCUUCAAGACUUGGGAGGGAUUCAGGAUGGAGAUUUCUCCAGGACGUGGCAUGAGCAACCUGCACCCGUACUCUGAACACCAUGUCCUAAAAAAUAUGUCUCCGGCGGUGAUUGAUCUUGAGAAAGGUCAAGGAGAAGCCAGUGUGAGAUAGGCAUAUAUGAUCCGCGUAGAUUGAUUCCAAGAUUUCAUUCAACCCAUUAAGCUGGAGUUUUUCUGUCGCUGGUAUGAGCUGAGGAUGGUGUAUGAUGUAAUGUACCCGCAAUUGUUUCAAUGGCGACAGUGGCGUAGCUAGGAUUUCAAACCAGGGUGAACUGGUAAUAAUUGAUGAGUUCAAUUUAUCAA